UUCAAGUUAGACCUAAUCGCGUUAUCGCCUCCGUCGGCGAUUCCAAUGUUGGUUGUAAGUUCUAAUUUUUCUGCUGGGUCAAACCACCCUCUGUUCGACUUCUUGCUUAUUUUAAGUUCAUGUUGAUUAUUUAUCAGCAUUUGUAAAUGCUUAGAUAAAAUAACAGCAACCAUGUUGUCACGAUUAAUACCAAGAAUAAACACUGCUCUCCGACCAACUAUCAUCAAUAACAUAAGGAAUUCUUCCCUCACUGUUGCGUCAAGACCUCGAGACAAUUAUGUCGAAGAUUAUGAAAAUUUCAAAAUGCCACUUGCUCCAUAUGAGGGAAUGGGUCCAUUGCCUGUGAAGCCAACAUGGGAUCCGAAUUACAUGCGUCAUUAUGUUAUACCAGAGUAUUGGUUUGAAUUCUUAUACCCACGCACUGGAGUCACCGGUCCAUAUGCUCUUGCUUUUGGUACUACAGCAUUCCUAGUGUCAAAAGAAAUCUACAUUUACAGUCCCGAGUCUUGGCAUCUAUUCGCCUUAUUAACAGUCACUUAUGGUCUCCUGAAAGUUGCUGGACCCAUGUUGCAAGAAAUGAUGCAUUCAAACGAAGAUCGACAUUUUGAUGCCAUUUAUCGUCUCAAGAUGUCAGAAAUCGAUGGUCUCGAGGCAGAAGUGGAAGACAUUAAAACAGAGAAAUGGAGAAGUGGAUUGCAAGAAAUGUACCACGAUAUCAAGAAAUCCAAUCUUGCUCUUAUGUUAGAAACAGAAUACCUGAACAGAAAAGCAUCUCUUGUAUCCGCUGUGAAGAAGAAGCUGGAUUAUCAAGUAGCCGUUCAACAAGUUGAUCGGGAGUUGGCACAUUCUCAUUUGGUAAAUUGGGUUGAAGAGAAAGUAAGGAAAAGCAUCACUCCAGAAUCGCAGAAGAAAACUUUGGAUGUUUGUAUUGCCCGGCUUGCUGCAUUGACACCAAAAUAGCUAAAUUAUAAAAACUGUUUCUAUAUGUAUCCUCAGUCUCCUUUGUUGCGAAAUGUUUAUCAGUGAACGAAAUAAUAAAAAUUCUUGGUAUUA
Styela clava is the source of this 1053-nucleotide messenger RNA. RefSeq names its product ATP synthase subunit b, mitochondrial-like. NCBI's taxonomy places the organism in Eukaryota, Metazoa, Chordata, Ascidiacea, Stolidobranchia, Styelidae. Gene Ontology annotation, biological process: proton motive force-driven ATP synthesis. Gene Ontology annotation, molecular function: proton-transporting ATP synthase activity, rotational mechanism. The record is from RefSeq and is a predicted model, not a curated record.